AUGGCCCUUCCCCUUCAACAACAUUCACCUUCCUCGGCUCAUCACUCCCGACACACUUCCACCACAAUGUCUUCUUCUCCACCAUCUCCAGCAUCAUCAUCUCCUCAUUCCUUGCACCUCCACGGCCAACUUAGGACCUUUCUCUCCGCCCUCAACAUUCACCCGUUACCAAGCAACCACCGUGAAUCACACCAAACCUGCAAGAAAUACAAGAAACAACCCAACCCUUUUCCCAAAUCACCACCAACAACUACCGCCAGGUCCACCAAGAAUGGCGACAUUGAAACGGCUGAGAAGUUGAUCGGGGAGAUGAGUUUGAACGGUCUUUACCCUGAUCUUAUUACGUACAUGGCAAUAAUGGAGGGAUUAUGUGAUGUGGGUCGCCCAGAGCAUGCUUAUUCUUUGCUUAAGGUUAUGAGAGUACAUAGAUGUUCAACCAAUUUGGUCCUUUUAUCAGCCAUUUUAAAUGGCUUGCGUAGGUCUGGAUCUAUGGAAAUGGUAUUGGAGUUGUUGGAUGAAAUGGAGAAAGGUGGGGAUUGCCGUCCAAAAUGUUGUUAG
Messenger RNA from Vigna umbellata (rice bean), 558 nucleotides. The record is from RefSeq and is a predicted model, not a curated record. Lineage: Eukaryota; Viridiplantae; Streptophyta; Magnoliopsida; Fabales; Fabaceae.